CUCUCUCUUUCCCUCGAUAUUUUAGUUUCGUCUCUCAAACUCAAGCUUGAGACUUAACAUCGGCAGCUAUCAGUCGCUUCCCUUGAUUCCUCUCCUUUCUUCUCCUCGAACUGAUUUUUGGAGAUCUUUGACAUGAAUGCCUUCAAGGCCUUCAAAGCCAAUGUCCCAAUUACAUGGAGUCCUAAUCUUUAUAUCACAUUAGUGAGAGGCAUGCCAGGAACAAGGAGGCUUCACCGACGUACAUUAGAGGCAUUGCGGCUCCGAAAGUGCAACCGAACUGUCAUGCGCUGGAACACACCAACUGUUAGGGGAAUGCUUCAACAGGUAAAGCGAUUAGUAGUGGUUGAAACAGAAGAAAUGUAUAAAGCUCGUAAACAGAAGGUGGAACAGCAUGCGGCCCUCCGACCUCCAUUAGUUGUAAAUCACCUUCCUUCUCCAAGUUCUGCUUCUGCCUCUUGAAACAUGCAUUGCUGUUAGAUAUCAGGUCUACUUCUCAUUUAUCGGGACGAUGUGAGAAGGAUUAUAUUUGAGCAGUGUACUUUUCUGGAAUUAUUUGAUAAUCAAGGCUUUUAUACUCUAUA
Messenger RNA from Cucurbita moschata (crookneck pumpkin), 581 nucleotides. Its product is annotated as 50S ribosomal protein L30-like. The transcript has 3 exons. The coding region runs from base 133 to 459 and encodes 108 amino acids. Gene Ontology annotation, biological process: translation. NCBI's taxonomy places the organism in Eukaryota, Viridiplantae, Streptophyta, Magnoliopsida, Cucurbitales, Cucurbitaceae. Gene Ontology annotation, molecular function: structural constituent of ribosome. The record is from RefSeq and is a predicted model, not a curated record. Gene Ontology annotation, cellular component: large ribosomal subunit; mitochondrion.